Anoplophora glabripennis (Asian longhorned beetle) is the source of this 888-nucleotide messenger RNA. Its product is annotated as myosin tail region-interacting protein MTI1-like. The coding region runs from base 1 to 888 and encodes 295 amino acids. NCBI's taxonomy places the organism in Eukaryota, Metazoa, Arthropoda, Insecta, Coleoptera, Cerambycidae. The record is from RefSeq and is a predicted model, not a curated record. The transcript has 4 exons.
AUGAUACGCAAACCUCCACCACUGCCUCUUGGUCUACAACAGAUCCUGCACGAAGAUCCUCAGUUCGCUGAACUCGAAGAACUCCAACACCAGCCUGAGGACCACCACGAAGACCUGAAAACCGACCAGAGACCGCCACCCGACCCAAGGAGUAAACCGAUGCCGGUGUUGUCACCUGAAGAUCGUCGCAGCAUACAAAAUUAUUAUACAACCUAUCGUCAAUCUCAAAGUGUCGUACCAACUACCGUUGUGGCACGUGUUCCAACUGCAACAAUAACAUCCAGUACUGAGGGUCCGGAGUGUGGUAUGUCAUCUGUGUCUCCGAGGAACGACACCAUUUUAAACCAGGCAUAUGUUAGCGCGGUGGUUGAACAUAAUAUGCCUAAAGCGCUGUCGCCUAUAUCUGACGAUGACUUCAAGUUAGAAAAGUCGCCAAAAAAAAAGGAAAUCGUGCACGAUGUAAAUGUGCGCGACGAAUCCCCUCCAAUUGUCCAGACUGCGCCCACUAUCCCGAAUGCACCCACUAUCCCGACUGCUCCCAUUAUCCAGACUGCACCCUUUGUCCCGACUGUACCCACUAUCCCGACUGCGCCCACUGUGCCCACCACCCAAACUACGAUUUCAGAAAAUCAAGAAGAGCAAGACAGUGCUUUGUUCACCAGAGCAGUCACUAAAUGUCGCGAGAUUUACGCGAGGUGCCAAGAACUCGACAGUGAAAUCGCACAAUCACACGAGCGAAUUGUAUUACUCGAAUGCGAGCUCAAUCUCGAGCGACAGAAAGUCGAGGAUACAAUUCAAGAAAAAGGUCGAAUGGUGGCACUCGUGCUCACAGUGAACGAAGCAUUUUCUGCUUUUCAGAAUGAGGUGGUGCGGCACAACAACAGAUGA